This is a messenger RNA of Drosophila albomicans, 909 nucleotides long. RefSeq names its product peptidyl-prolyl cis-trans isomerase-like 3. Gene Ontology annotation, molecular function: peptidyl-prolyl cis-trans isomerase activity. Lineage: Eukaryota; Metazoa; Arthropoda; Insecta; Diptera; Drosophilidae. The coding region runs from base 69 to 554 and encodes 161 amino acids. Gene Ontology annotation, cellular component: catalytic step 2 spliceosome. The transcript is spliced from 3 exons. The record is from RefSeq and is a predicted model, not a curated record. Gene Ontology annotation, biological process: protein peptidyl-prolyl isomerization.
CAUCGCGUAAUAGUUAACGCAGCCAACUUACUGUUUUCGAACUCGAAAUUCACUGUUCGGCUGUCAAAAUGUCAGUAACACUGCAUACCGACGUGGGCGACAUUAAAAUCGAACUGUUUGUCGAGUCGUGCCCCAAGGCAUGCGAAAACUUUCUGGCCUUGUGCGCAAGUGACUAUUACAGUGGUUGUUGUUUUAUCAGGAACAUCAAGGGAUUCAUUGUGCAAACCGGCGAUCCCACAAACACAGGCAAAAAUGGACAAUCUAUUUGGGGUACAAAGUUCGAUGACGAGUUUAAGGAGACAAUAAAGCACACAGAUCGCGGAAUGGUCUCUAUGGCGAACAAUGGACCCAAUGCAAAUGCCAGCCAGUUCUUCAUCACCUACGCGGCACAGCCAAAUCUGGACUUAAAAUACACACUAUUUGGUCGUGUAAUCGAUGGCUUUGAUGCACUAGAUGAACUCGAAAAGUUGCCCGUUAAUCCCAAAAACUAUCGUCCGCAUGUAGACAAGAAGAUCAAUGGAGUUACGAUUCAUGCGAAUCCUUUGGCUGCGUGAUAAAUAACAAAUAUUCAACUUGAUGCUGUAUACAUACUAUAUUUUUCUUUUGCUACUACUUAAGUUUACAUAAACAUUGUUGUUUUUUGUAUCAUUUACAUACUAAUUAAUUGAGAAACAGCAAAUUGUGCAAAAGUUGCUAAAACUAGGUCUUACAAUCAGCAAAGUUGUCAAUCAUUUAGUUUAGUUUAGUUAUGUAUAUAAAAUUGCAUUGCUUGGUUUCGCAUGAAUUUUGAUUUAGCAUUUACAACUUUUUCGAACACUUUUGCACUUAAAUGGAGAACCUUAAGAGUAGAGAAUAUGCAUGAUGAUUUUUGUAAAAACGAAUAACUAGAAAAGUAAAAACAAAUGCUAA